AUGGCGCCCGCGACGGUGACGGAGACAUCCAUAAUCCUUCCACCACACUUUGUUCUCGUCCCGCUUAUUGGGCACGGCCACACCAUCCCCAUGUCGGACCUUGCCUGCCUCCUCGCGGGACGCGGUGCGAGAGUGAGCCUCGUCACCACGCCCGUCAACGCGGCGCGCCUGGGGGGACUAGCCGACAGGGCGCGGCACGCCAUGCUGUCCCUGGAGAUAGUCGAGCUCCCAUUCCUGCUGGCCGAUGAUGGACUGCCCACUGGCAGCACCGCCAGCGUUGACAGCUUCCUCCGGUUGUUCCUCGGCCUUUACAGGCUCGCCGGGCCGCUCGAGGCCUAUGUGCGUGCGCUGCCGCGGCGCCCAAGCUGCAUCAUCUCCGACGCCUGCAAUCCGUGGACGGCCGGCGUCGCAAGGAGCGUUGGGGUCCCGCGGCUCUUCUUCCACGUGCCUUCCGUCUUCUACUCGCUCUGCGACCUGAACGUCGCAACGUGUGGCCAAGGCGACCAUGGCGCAUCGUAUGUCGUGCCGGGCAUGCCGGUGCGCGUAGAGAUGGCGAAGGAGACAUGGUCGUCGUCCUUCUAUACCACGCCUGAGUGGAAGCAGUUCACAAAGGAGGCGCGGGAGGCCAUGCGCACGGCCGACGGUGCCGUGAUGAACACCUUCCUAGGCCUCGAGCAACAGUUCAUCACGUCCUAUGAGGCGGCACUGGGCAAGCCGGUGUGGGCGCUCGGGCCCUUCUGCCUCGGUAACCGGCGGGAGAAGGAGGCCGUCAACCAGAGCCCGGUCACCGCCUGGCUCGACAAGAUGGACGAGAACACGGUCAUUUAUGUCAAUUUCGGCAGCCUCGUGCGGAUGCCUCCCAAACAGCUGUACGAGGUCGGACAAGGCCUCGAGGACUCUGGGAAGCCAUUCCUUUGGGUGGUGAAGGAGUCCGAGACGGCGUUGCCAGAAGCGCAAGAGUGGCUCCAAGCCCUGGAGGCACGAACGGCAGGGCAGGGGCUCAUAUUGCGUGGCUGGGCGCCUCAACUCGCCAUCAUGUCGCACCGUGCUGUAGGCGGCUUCAUGACCCACUGUGGGUGGAACUCCCUACUAGAGUCCAUUGCGCACGGCGUGCCUGUCGUGACGUGGCCUCACUUCAGCGACCAGUUCGUCAACGAGAGGCUGGUCGUGGAAGUACUUGGGGUCGGCGUGUCCUUAAUGCCGUUCGGUAAGGAUACGGCCGUGGUGCGGGGGCACAUUGCGCAAGCGGUGUCGGAGCUGAUGGGCGAUGGGGCGGUGGCAGAGGAGAGGAGGAGAAAGUGCAAGGAUUAUGGGGAGAGAGCUCAUACAGCCGUAGCGAAAGGAGGAUCGUCCCAUGAAAACCUAACGCGGCUAUUACAGAAUUUCAUGCCGAGUGGCAGCAAGGAACUCUUUCACCUAGGUUGGCUCGUCGCCGUGAUUUCUUCAUGGGAUGGCAUGACCGCAUGA
This is a messenger RNA of Triticum turgidum subsp. durum (durum wheat), 1467 nucleotides long. NCBI's taxonomy places the organism in Eukaryota, Viridiplantae, Streptophyta, Magnoliopsida, Poales, Poaceae. The record is from the annotation of a GenBank genome assembly.